This is a messenger RNA of Cetraspora pellucida, 1249 nucleotides long. Lineage: Eukaryota; Fungi; Glomeromycota; Glomeromycetes; Diversisporales; Gigasporaceae. The record is from the annotation of a GenBank genome assembly.
AAAAAAACGUUCGUCGAAGUCAGAAAAAAGCCAAGAAGAUAUGCCAGCGUGUGUUUCUAAUCCUUCCCCAAAAUUAAGUAUAGAGUUUGAAGUAGGAAGGUCGCUGGUAUUACGACCAAAUCAGGUUGUGAGAGGUGCAAUUAUAUUAAAAGUUUCCGAAACUGAUAAAACCCUGUGGGCAUCUACAAUUAAAAUAAAGUUUCGAGGGGAUGAAACUGCUACGUCUAAUAUAGAGUCAUGCACUGCAAGAACUACAUAUUUUGAAUGUAGCAGUACAGUUUGGAGUGGCAAUAUUGGAGUUGGAGGUGGAGAUGGAGAUAAUGAAUAUUGUCCCUGGAAGGAGCUUACUCCAGGAGUGUAUAGGUUUGAAUUUGCACUCAAGUUGCCUGCCAUAAACUUUCCGCCAUCGAUCGAGGGGCCAAAAGGGUUCUCAAUACGUUACGUGUGGCAGGCUGUUAUUGAAGGCGCUGGUGGAACGUUCAUUGAAGGACCUGAGGUUGUUACGCCUUUAAUUCCAAUAUAUUUUGCGCCACCUGCUCAAGAAUGGACCUAUAAAGAGACUUUACGUAAUGAGAAUAAAGUUUUGAUGCAUGUCGAGGCUAUUCUACCAAAGCAUGUGUUUGCACCUGGUGAAGAAUUUAAUCUUACACUUAACAUUACGAAUCUCUCAGCCGGACGUAUCACAUACACUCAAUGUUCUCUUCGUAAACAUUACGAAGGACCUCUUGAUAAGGAUAUCAUAUGUGAUAAACAUGAACGCUCGCUUGCUUCUACUGAAGGACGUUGUGAUAUACCAGUCAUGCAGCGUUCGCAGACUGGAAAAAUUGAAUUUUCUCUUACCAUUCCUAAAAAACAUCAUCAUGUGCCUCCAUCAUAUACGGGACGCCAUUUACGAGUGUACUACACUUUGCGAUGUGUUAUUCAAGUAGAGUCUGGUAAAUUCAUUACUAACAUGCAAUUCUAUGAAAUUACCAUUCCUAUCUCUGUGACAUCAUUUCCACAUUCGAAGGGGUUAGUCAAUUCUUUUCCCCCAUAUUCAGAGUCUCGUGCUAGACCAUACUUUUUUGAUCCUAAACAGGAUUUCCCUCCCGAUCACCCUGAAAGUAUUAAAUUUUCUUAUUUGAUCUCACAGUUUGAUAAAUUUUGUGAUGGAUUUGAUUUAGAUCCACACUAUUAUUAUUAUAGUGAUGGUACCUCUAGUUUAAAUCGUGAUAGUAUUAUUGAAAAUACACGAAUCACUACCACCUAA